Molecule: messenger RNA, 1629 nt
Organism: Oikopleura dioica
Lineage: Eukaryota; Metazoa; Chordata; Appendicularia; Copelata; Oikopleuridae
Source: the annotation of a GenBank genome assembly
AUGGCGGUCAAACAAAAGAGUGAAAGCCAUGAGAAUCUGUACGCGUCAACCACAAAGAUCCGAUUCAGCCAAGUUCAAAAGCUCUUUCAAUCACACAUUGGAUCAGAUGCUGUCGCUCAAAUUGUCUUUACGCUUCUGGUCGUAUUCUGCUCAAGUCUAAGCUCGUUCGGCUUUGUUGUCAGGAUUUUGGCGAUUUGGACGCAACAAAAGGCUUAUUCAAAAGCUCCCGAAGGAGUAUCGCUGCAUAUUCUCGCCGGAGUAAUGUAUCUCAUCGACAGGAGCUUUCAAAUCGGCCGGCUCAGUGUUCUCCUUGGCAUCAUUUCUUGGGCCUGUGCUUUUGACGUUCUUCAGAAAAACUUGGAAGAUCAUUUGGAAAAAUCGAAAUACACUCAAUAUCAGACGAUUCAACGAUUCAGCUUUCAGAUGAUUUUUCAUCGAAUUGCAGAUACAGUCAGGAGCUUCUCAAAAAUCGUCCAGGAAGAAGAGUCCAUCUCUGGCAGAUCCUUCUGCAUCGCGAAUGAAAUCUUCACCACCGAAAAAACUUUCGUGAAAUCCCUCCGCGUCAUCAAAGAAGUCUACGCAGACCCGAUGGAAAACAUCCUCUCCUACGAUGAUUCUUUCAUGACGCGAAACUCGUGGAAAACGAUCUUUCAAAACUUCCCCGCGAUUCUAGCGCUGCACGAAAAAAUUCUCACGGACAUGGAAGCUGUUCUUCAAAAGGGGAAAAUAAAGGGAGAAGAGGAUCUCGAGAAAUUUCUGUACUCGAAAUAUACCGCGGAGAUUGUUGAAGUCUACACUCUGUAUAUGAACUCGUACGAUCGAAAGACGGAAGAAUUGGCGAAUCUUCAAUCAAAUGAGAAGUUUUCAAGCUUCUUGUCAAGUCAAAUUUCCAAUUCGAAGGGAGAUGGUCGCCCUCUUGACGCUCUCCUAAUCCGGCCAAUACAGCGACUUCCUUCUGUUCUUCUUCUUUUGAAAGAUUUCCACAGGGAAUUGGAGAAAGCAGAAUCGAAGUACAGUAGCAUCGUGGAGAUGAGUUUUGAUCAAAUGAAACUGAUUCUGGAACGGCUCAAUAAAGAAAAAGGAAUCGAUGAAGGGCGUCAACGCAUGCUCAAUUUAGCAACGACGGUCGAGAACUUUCCUCAGGGCUUGGUCUCAUCGGACAGGAUUUUGCUGGAAACGGGCGCAGUACAGGUUGAACAAGACAUUACAAUUGAAAGAUCGAGGCUUUCAAAGGGAAAAUCUAGGAUCAAUUUCCAUCUUAUGAGCGAUAUGAUUAUUCUGACGAAAACGAAGACGAAAUCGGUUGGUCUCAAACGAUCGAAAAGAGAUGUCGAAAAUUUCGUCGGGCUGAUACGAAAGGACAAAAUUUCCCAAAUCUUCCAAGUGAAUUCAACGAACAACAUCGGCAUCUAUUUCUCAACCCACGAAUUAUCCCACCAACUGCUGUACUUCUCCGUCCUCUCGAAUCGAGAAACGCUCGUAGAAAAGCUCAAGUCCUUCGAAAAAUAUAGAGUCAACGAUGAUUUUACGCCGAAAUCGCCAGUUCGAGCAAGGUCAAAAUCCUUUGACAGAGCAGCUUUAGUAAGAAGAUCUUUCGACUUUCAGAAAAAGAUAAAUCUAGAACUGUAA